GAUUAUGUAGGGGGCGGGACCUAAACGGUGUCACCGUACUGAACAGCUUAUAGAAUGCUGUAACGCGUCAUUCCUUAGUUUUUUUACGGUCUUCAUUCAUGGUGAUAAUAUGAUACUACAGACAUUCAGACCGGCUGUGGCCUUUCUUCGUAGCAGAAGCGCUAUAUCAAGACUUUACCAUGCAGAGAAAGUCGCGACAGUGGGCUCCCAGCCGGACGCACAGUCUCCCGUGUAUCAGGAAAACUAUGAACGUAUGCAAGCACUGGUCAAAGAGCUGAGAGACAGAGCAGAAAAGAUCAAGCUUGGUGGAGGAGAGAGAGCUAGGAAACUGCACACAUCCAGAGGAAAGCUUUUGCCUCGGGAGCGAAUUGACAGGCUGCUGGACCCGGGCUCUCCGUUUCUGGAGUUGUCCCAGUUUGCUGCUUAUGAGUUAUACGGUAAUGAGGAGGUACCUGCUGGAGGAAUCAUCACUGGCAUUGGCAGGGUGUCCGGGGUGGAGUGUAUCAUAGUUGCAAACGAUGCCACUGUCAAAGGUGGCACCUAUUAUCCAGUUACUGUGAAGAAGCACCUUCGUGCUCAAGAGAUUGCACAGCAGAACCACUUGCCAUGUAUAUACCUAGUUGACUCUGGAGGAGCAAACUUACCCCGACAAGCUGAUGUGUUUCCUGAUAGAGAUCAUUUUGGACGCAUUUUUUACAACCAGGCACACUUGUCCUCAGAGGGCAUUGCACAGAUAGCCGUAGUGAUGGGAUCUUGCACAGCAGGGGGAGCAUAUGUCCCCGCCAUGGCAGACGAAAGUAUCAUUGUGCGCAAACAAGGGACCAUUUUUCUUGGGGGACCUCCACUGGUAAAAGCUGCUACAGGUGAGGAAGUCUCUGCUGAAGACCUUGGAGGUGCUGACCUUCACUGCAGGCAGUCGGGUGUAACUGAUCACUACGCCUUGGAUGAUAAUCAUGCUCUUCACCUGGCACGGAAAGCAGUGCGCAACCUGAACUACCAGAAGAAACUAGAUGUUACUGUGGAACCUCCUGAGGCGCCAUUGUUCCCAGCUGAUGAGCUUUAUGGCAUUGUGGGAGACAACCUGAAACGCAACUUUGACAUCAGAGAGGUGAUCGCUCGUGUAGUUGAUGGCAGUAAAUUCGAUGAAUUCAAGGCCUUCUACGGAGACACACUAAUCACAGGCUUCGCACGGAUAUUCGGUUAUCCAGUCGGGAUCAUUGGCAAUAAUGGAGUAUUGUUCUCAGAAUCGGCGAAGAAAGGAACUCAUUUUAUUGAGCUUUGCUGCCAAAGGAACAUUCCCCUGAUAUUCCUUCAAAAUAUCACAGGAUUUAUGGUCGGGAGAGAGUACGAGGCAGGUGGCAUCGCUAAGGACGGUGCUAAGAUGGUGACCGCUGUGGCCUGCGCUAAUGUGCCCAAGAUCACUGUGAUCAUCGGAGGAUCCUAUGGAGCUGGAAACUAUGGCAUGUGUGGAAGAGCAUACAGUCCCCGAUUCCUUUACAUGUGGCCGAACUCACGCAUCUCAGUGAUGGGAGGAGAGCAAGCAGCAAAUGUGCUGGCCACCAUUACUAAAGAUCAGAAAGCCAGGGAAGGGAAAGAGUUCACAGCAGAACAGGAGGCUGCUAUGAAGGAGCCCAUUAUUAAACGAUUUGAGGAAGAGGGAAGUCCGUAUUACUCCAGUGCCAGGCUUUGGGAUGAUGGAAUCAUCGAUCCUGCUGACACUCGCCUCAUCCUAGGGCUCAGUCUAAGUGCCGCUCUCAACGCCUCCACACAGAAGACUCGCUUUGGCGUCUUCAGGAUGUGAAGUUGCACCCUGUGAUUUCUUGGGUUAUCGGGGGAAUGUGAAGAGAGAACACACUUCCUGUUUGUCUUUUGAUCUGCUUGACAUGAACAGUAAAAUGGUUGCAACCAUCAGUUGA
Molecule: messenger RNA, 1916 nt
Organism: Hemibagrus wyckioides
Lineage: Eukaryota; Metazoa; Chordata; Actinopteri; Siluriformes; Bagridae
Gene: mccc2
Product: methylcrotonyl-CoA carboxylase subunit 2
Exons: 17
Coding region: 110-1801 (563 amino acids)
Biological process (GO): L-leucine catabolic process
Cellular component (GO): methylcrotonoyl-CoA carboxylase complex; mitochondrion
Molecular function (GO): methylcrotonoyl-CoA carboxylase activity
Source: RefSeq, a predicted model, not a curated record